This is a messenger RNA of Cryptococcus deneoformans JEC21, 2497 nucleotides long. RefSeq lists its product as hypothetical. The transcript has 4 exons. The record is from RefSeq and is a predicted model, not a curated record. Bases 166 to 2400 code for a protein of 744 amino acids. Lineage: Eukaryota; Fungi; Basidiomycota; Tremellomycetes; Tremellales; Cryptococcaceae.
UUCAUUCCCAUUUUGAACAGAGGUCUUGCGCGCUAUUCUUGAAUAAGGGGCAGGGGGACAGCAACUAUACUUCAGAAGGCAUCCGACAACCAUUAACUGAUUGAGGAGGAUAGAGGACGAGCAGUAGCCGACGUGACUUAUCCACGACAUUGCCUGUAGAUAUACAUGUCUAGACGCCGAGAAGCAGCUGAACUGGCUCGUGCACUUCAGCUAUCUACCCAACAAGCCCAAACUAUUUCAAAACCAUCUCCUCAUUCCUUAAGCUCCAGCGACACCUCGGGAACUACACAAGAGUCUAAAGAAAUGGAACUUAGGCCUGUAGAACCCACAGAGGGUUCUGCUGUUCAGCAGGUUUUUCCAGUAAGGCCUGAUAUGUCUGGAGAAAUUAUGCCUCCUCCCAAUGCUGUGCCGGCGACCAUCGAGACGAUAGAGAUCGGCACUAGUUCCAGUGCCAAACAGCCCACUUAUCUGAGUGAAAUUGGAACCUUCACACCCUCGAACGGUAACCCAGACACUUCCAUCUUGGUCCCUUGCACGGACAGCAAUAAUACUCCUACGACCAACACUACUUCUUCCAGCAAAGCCUUGCCUCCAUCUUCUCUUCCAACUCACGCUCGACCAGCCUCCGACGGUCUUUACUCCUCACCAGCACCUUUUGUCCCUCCUUAUAUCCAAGACUCUUCUUCCAAUAACGAAUCUCAUCCUUCACAUGUGAGCAGUACCGAGGUAUCUUCCAAUCGACCACUUUUCUCUCCUACUCAGCUGCAGUCAAGCGUCCCUCCUGAAUCUAGUGCCGAGCUUCUCGCGAAAAAGGUGAAGACAUACGGAAAAUCUUCUCUUGCGACCCUCUCAUCUUCUAUCAAAAGACCAAGCGACGGAUUAGCAGUUCCUACCGGUGUUUCAUCAUCAUCUCCAGGUGCAGCUCGUUUUCAAAACAAGAGCAAGUCCACCAUUUUUUCUUCUGACGGCGAAGAUGGAAGAUCGUUAAGGUCUGCCGGUCUGCGACGGAGUUCGCAAAGUCCUCAGAAGGAAGCAAACCUCACUUCGCCAGAUCCAUUAGAUAGUCUAGCAAAGAAGAGAAAACUUUUGGCGGCCUCUCGAGCUGUAGUUGAAGUCACUUUACCCGAUCACUUGUCACCUACAAAGAAGACAUCUGGGAUCACUGAAGAGGAUAGAGGCGGUGCGGUUGGAAAGAGGAAGAGAGCGGAGAGUGCCGGGUGCGAGAAACCAACAAGCAGAGGAAAAGAGGUUGAACAACCACAAGUGGCAUCCGACGCAGAGCUUAUACAAUCUAGCCCGACCGAUGCCAAUUUACCUGUUGAAGCGUCCACCUUGCCUGCGAACCCGCAAGCCUCUCAGGUCUCAUCAGGUUCUGCUUUACCCCCUUCCGCUCUCUCCAAUUCCAUCCCCACCUCCGCGUCCGAACCUGCCUCUAAAACAAAAUCCAAAAAACGAAAGUUUGACCCUAUGGAGAUCCCUGAUAUCGACGAUGGGAUCGACGAGGAUUUCCAACCUGGGACUAAAAAGGCCAAGCCAAAGCCAAAGGCUAAAGCGAAACCCAAGGAAACUAAAGAGAAGAAGGAGAAGAAGGCACCAGCAAAGAAGGGCAAGAAGGCUCUCAGUUCUGCCGAGAUCAUGGAAGAGCCAGGGGAUGUCCCGACGACCGGCGCUUCUGCUUCCAAUGAUACUGAGCAAUCGACUGUGACGUCUAAUAUGCCGGAGGCUGUCGAGCCGGAAUUAGCACCGGCUCCAGCUACAGAGUCAACGCCAGAAAUACAAUCAGUUAUUGAGCCACAACCUUCAACAGCGACCGAACCUGCUGCAGAACCUAUCUUGGCGGCCCCCGAACCGAAACAGACAAAGAAAUCCAAGAAAAAGACAUCUUCCAAAAAGAAAGCUACCCAACAACCAACCGAGGUAGUAGACAAGGAAAACUCUAGAUCCCCAAGUAAAUCCCCCGCCAAACCCCCCGCUAAACCGGACAGUCCUCUAGCACAACCAUCAUCCACCAAUGUUGCCGAAUCUCCGACACGGCCACGUCAACCACUGGCUCGUGCUUCGAGCAACACGGGUAUCUCCACGCCACAACCUUCCUCUUCUUCUUCCAGACCAAUGUCAUCGGGUGGUAGAGAGGGUACACCGGUGGAUGUCAGAUUUAGGAAUCCUCGCAAAGAUCUCCCAUCCGUACUUGCCAAGUUUGGCGGACACAAACGUACUGGUAUGUCGAAGAAGCUCAAGAUUGUCCCCUUGCACUCCAAAAUUGGUCCGCCAGCCAAGGCUUUGCCGCCGGUACCCAAGAAGCCUCAGAAGAAGGUUGAGAGUGAAGAUGAGGAUGAUGAAGUGGAUGGGGAAAAGAAGAUUAAGCCUGGGAGUAAGGAGUGGUUGAUGAUGGAGGAUUAGUUUUCAUCAAAGUGUCUUUUAAUGUUUUCAGGGUUUUAGAUCGGUUGUCAUGUUGUGCUGGCUUGUCUUGGAUGUUGGCAUGUAUUUUAAAAUGCAG